This is a messenger RNA of Solenopsis invicta (red fire ant), 3118 nucleotides long. Its product is annotated as ubiquitin-conjugating enzyme E2 N. Lineage: Eukaryota; Metazoa; Arthropoda; Insecta; Hymenoptera; Formicidae. The transcript is spliced from 3 exons. The coding region runs from base 759 to 1214 and encodes 151 amino acids. The record is from RefSeq and is a predicted model, not a curated record.
UAACGCGUACCCCUCGGGGAACGAAGAACCCGUCCCGUUGACGCGCGCUCUCGCCGUACUCUAGCCUCUCGUGACUUCAUGACUUCGUAGUUCGGUGGGUCCGGAGACGACGGUGGACGGACGAAUAAAGAAGGGUAUCGGUGAGCGGGGUGUAUCGCGUGCCGAAAAACGAGCUGAUUCGCGCGCGCGAGUGUACGAAGGUAUACGUACCCCGCGAGUGAGUGACGGACGGGCAGACGGACGGACGGAAGAACGAAAGAGAGAGAGCAAGCAGCGCCAUCAAGCAGCGUGAUAAAAUGAAUCGCGAGAGGCGGCUGUGAGGGGACCAUCGACAACCAGCCGACCAACCAUCAGCCGUGUGCGGUACCAAGUCCACGCACGGGUGGAAAUUAAAUUAGCGGUUGCGAUCGAGUAUCCCGUGGGCUACGCACCCGUGGAUCACCGGCCGGUUGGGUCCCAACCCCCUUCCUCUCACCUCCCCCGGAGAGUCGGCUGCGAGGCCGACAGCCAACGACGGCGGUGGCGGCGGCAACGACGACGACGUCGACAACGACGACGACGACGACGAUUAACCAGGAAAAUAAGGGCGAACGAGCGCAUUAACGGUGACGGUGGCUCGAGGUUUCUAAGAGCACGGGGCGCCGGAGCACGGGGCGCCGGGAGUCACGGGGAGGAGAAAAAAAAACUGCCGGAGGACUCGCGCGAGACGCGACUGCGAGCUUCUUUACAUAGGGAAAAAUAUCAUCUUUGCAUAAACAAUGGCAGCGUUACCACGGAGGAUUAUUAAAGAAACUCAAAGAUUAAUGCAAGAACCAGUUCCUGGUAUCAGCGCUGUGCCAGAUGAUACAAACGCUAGAUAUUUUCACGUAAUAGUAACGGGACCUGAAGAUUCGCCAUUCGAAGGUGGACUAUUUAAGCUCGAAUUGUUCCUACCAGAAGAUUACCCAAUGUCUGCACCUAAAGUUAGAUUUAUCACAAAAAUAUAUCAUCCAAAUAUAGACAGAUUGGGCAGGAUUUGCCUGGAUAUCCUCAAGGACAAGUGGAGUCCAGCGCUUCAAAUUAGAACAGUUUUGCUAUCCAUACAAGCGCUUCUGAGCGCGCCGAAUCCCGAUGAUCCGUUGGCAAAUGAUGUAGCUGAACUUUGGAAAGUUAAUGAGAGCGAAGCGAUACGUAAUGCCAAAGAGUGGACUCGAAGAUACGCUAUGGACAACUGAUCUCAGCCUUGUCAGAUCGCCCACGACAAAGCAAAGCGACGUUACUCCUUUCCCAGACUUUUGAUCACCUUACCCGCACCAACUGCGUAUCCGGCACCUGUGUCCACAAUUUUGCUAUAAAAAUAAUAAAAGUUUUGUAAGAGUAAAAUAGAAUGGAUAUUUUCUAUAUCGUGGGGGAAAUGCAAAGCACUGUUGGAUUUAUUCAAUCGCUCAUUGAGAAAACUUCGUAAAUAUCUUCCUAUAUUAUAACAUUGCGUAUCUGCAAGAAGAAGCCUCUCUCUCGCUCUGUGAGAAGAUGCGGUGAGAUAUGUUACGACAUAAGUUUGAAAUUAAAUUAUAUUAAGGAAAAGUAUGCGACGUACAAUUCUUUCAUAUUGAACUACUGAAAUUAGUGCAAUUUGCAACUUAUAAUUUUUUUUCUUCCUAAUGUAUAUUCAAAAAUGAAAUUGAAAUAUCUAUGUUUUGACAUACAAAUUCUUUUUUUUUUUAAAUGAGUUUAUGUAUGCUAACUGGUUGUCUCUGUCUAAUACACCAUAGAUUUAAGAUUCUUGCAUAUGUAGAAUAGAGAAUGAUAAGAUCAGUAAGCUAUUAUUUACCUCACACAUGUCUCAUAGUGUACUAAAGAAGAUAUGAAAGAGCAUUUUCGAUCUAUGUAAACUGGAGCGUUUUUCAACAUCUACAUUUAUUUUAUUACGAGGUGCAGAGAAGUUUUAAUUUUCAAUAUGAAGGGAGAAACUCGAAUUUGAUUUGUGCUUGGAAAAGUUGAAGUACGAAUGAUUAGGAAUCUUCCAUUAUGUUAGUAAUAAUUGCCAAUUAAUUGCUUAUAAUAUGUAAAUAUAAAGAAAUAUAAAAGAAAAAUAGGAAAAGUUCUUUAUUGUGUUUCACAAUAAACAAAUUCUAUUCAUUAAGAUACAACUAUACAAUAAAUUUUAACAUAGAAAAAAUUGAUUCAAUUGAAGUAUAUAAGAUUGUUUUACGAUGAUUGCUUACCUGAAGGAAAAGCAAUGUAAAAUACAUAGUUAAAAAAAAAAUAUAUAUAUAUACGUACACAAAUAUUUUCCAUUUGAUAAAUGAAAUUAACGAACGUAACACGAAUUGAACAUACGCAAAAGAAUAGUUAAAUUUACUUACAUUGCACACUGUGUGAUUAAAUAUAUAGAAAAAUAGUAGAAAAAAUAUCUUUGUAACAAAAAGGUGGCAAAGAAAUAUAGUAUAUAUAUACAUAUUGAUAGAAAUAUUAUCAUAAUGCAUCGGCUCAAUAAAUUAAUAUUAAUAUUGAUAUAACCGGCUUAAUAAAAAUGUCAAUGGUUUAUAUCUAAUGUACGUUUCAUUGCAUCAAAUGUGAGAAAAAGUACAACCAGUUAGUAUAUAAAUAUCUUGUAUAAAAAAAAAAAAUGGAGACAUCGCAUUAAUGAUCCUUUCUUUUUUUAGUAAUUAUUACAGCAGGAGAGGUUUUGUAAUCUAAGGACACGGGAAUAGGUUAAAACAAUUGUAGAUAAUCUGCAAUAAUAAAGAAAUUAUUAUUAAGAGUUUGGGAUAUAUAGAAUAAUUAUUCUAUUGUAUGCAUUGUCACGUUGUGCCAAUAUGGUACGAAAGAUUUUCCAGAAGCUACCAUGGAAUAAUUAACGAACAUGAACUAAUUAUUAAGAUCCAAAAAAAAAACGUUAAAAACGUCGUACGUACAUUUUAUUAAGUAAUCAAUUUAUUAAAUGUCUUAAGUACGUUAGUUCCCUCUUUUUUUAUGUUUAUUUAAUCAUUGCUUUACUGGAAUAUGUUAAUAUACAUGAUAAAAUUUACAAAAUAAAUUUUCAUUUUAGAUAAACUUUUAUGUUGCUAAAUAAAUUAGUAAUAGAAUGUGAAAGCUAAUAUAAUAAUAAAGUACUAACAGGAGAAUGAGAUUAAAA